AUGGCACCAGCUGAACUCCGGGAGUUGAAGACUCAAUUGCAGGAAUUAGUGGAUAUGGGAUUUAUCCGACCUAGUGUUUCUCCAUGGGGUGCACCGGUCUUGUUUGUGAGAAAGAAGGAUGGGACCAUGAGGUUAUGUAUUGAUUACCGGCAGUUGAAUAAGGUAACAGUAAGUAACCGGUAUCCUUUGCCUCGGAGUGAUGAUUUGUUCGAUCAGUUGAAGGGUGCUAAGUACUUCUCUAAGAUCGAUUUGAGAUCAGGGUACCAUCAGUUGAGGAUUAGAGAAGAGGAUGUUCCCAAGUCCGCAUUCAGAAUGCGGUAUGGUCAUUAUGAAUUUCUGGUGAUGCCGUUUGGACUGACCAAUGCUCCAGCAGCUUAUAUGAAUCUCAUGAACAGAGUGUUCCGACCAUACUUGGAUCACUUUGUGAUUGUGUUCAUAGACGAUAUCUUGGUUUACUCCAAGACUUUGGAAGGGCAUAAGAAGCAUCUAAGGUUGGUAUUGAGGACUUUGAGGAGGAAACAGCUUUAUGCAAAAUUUAGCUACUAUCGUCGAUUUGUUGAAGGGUUCUCUUUGAUAGCAGCGCCUCUCACGUGGUUGACAAGGAAAGAUGUUACAUUUGAGUGGACGGAGGAGUGCAAACAGAGUUUUCAGGAGUUGAAGAAGUCUGACGCAUCUUUGCAAGGUUUGGGAUGUGUUCUGAUGCAACAUGAUUGGGUGAUUGCUUGUGCCUCGAGGCAACUCAAGAAGCAUGAGCAGAAUUAUCUGGUCCAUGAUUUGGAACUUGCUGCAGUGGUGUUUGCUUUAAAGAUUUUGGCGGCAUUACUUAGGGAACUGAAUAUGAGACUGCGGCGUUGGAUGGAAUUGAUUAAGGAUUAUGAUUGCAUGAUUGAGUAUCAUCCAGGCCGAGCUAAUGUGGAUGGAGUAGAAAUGGAAAUGACUCAACCGGGUGGAAUCCUUACUAGCUUGCAUGUGAGACCUAUUCUGGUGGAGAGGGUAAUUGCAGGCCAGUUGGGAGACCCGACACUUUGUAAGAUAAGGGGAGAAGUAGAAAAUGGUACACGGAAGGAUUAUGCCAUAAGGGGAGAUGGAGCGUUGGUAACCGGAGCUCGUCUAUGUGUACCGAGUAAGAAUGAUGAACUGAAAAGAGAGAUCAUGGAGGAAGCUCACUGCUCCGCUUAUACUAUGCAUCCGGGUAGUACGAAGAUGUAUUGGACCCUAUGGGCUUAUUAUUCUUGGCCACAUAUGAAGGGAGACAUUGCCAAGUAUGUGAGUAGAUGCUUGAUUUGUCAACAAGUGAAGGCGGAGCGACAGAAGCCAUCAGGUCUAAUGCAACCACUUCCGAUUCCUGAAUGGAAGUAG
Molecule: messenger RNA, 1359 nt
Organism: Prunus armeniaca (apricot)
Lineage: Eukaryota; Viridiplantae; Streptophyta; Magnoliopsida; Rosales; Rosaceae
Source: the annotation of a GenBank genome assembly